Cucumis melo (muskmelon) is the source of this 1451-nucleotide messenger RNA. RefSeq names its product protein RGF1 INDUCIBLE TRANSCRIPTION FACTOR 1-like. The record is from RefSeq and is a predicted model, not a curated record. Bases 297 to 836 code for a protein of 179 amino acids. The transcript is spliced from 4 exons. NCBI's taxonomy places the organism in Eukaryota, Viridiplantae, Streptophyta, Magnoliopsida, Cucurbitales, Cucurbitaceae.
CAAUCCAACGGUCGUAGUUAUUCCUAAGCCACCAAAUCCCAUCUCCACCCUCCAUAACAUACAUUAACCUUGUCCCUUCAGUCUUGGCCUAUUCAAUUUUGUUCCAAUUCUCUCACAAAAUUGGCAUCUCUUUCUUCUUUCUUCUUUCUUCUUUCUUCUUUCCUCCUCUCUCUCAUUUCUCUCGUGAGAGAGAGUUAUGAAAAUAAGGCAAAAAUUCACAUUGUUUCUGAUUCUCAAUUUUAUUUUCGCACAUUGAUUCAGCUUCUUCAAGAGGGGGAAGGGAAUUAUAAUUUAUAAUGAAAUCAGUAAUGUCGGCGCCGCCGUGGCUUGAGCCAUUACUGACAACGCCGUUCUUCUCAAUUUGCCACACGCACGGUGACGCCGCCAGAAGUGAACGGAAUAUGUAUUGUCUUGAUUGCCAUUCUGACGCAUUUUGCUUUUAUUGUCGCUCAUCACACCACAAUGAUCAUCAAGUCAUUCAGAUAAGAAGAUCUUCAUAUCAUGAUGUGGUAAGAGUAGCAGAAAUUGAAGAUGCAUUGGAUAUAAGUGGAGUACAAACAUAUGUGAUUAAUAGUGCUAGAGUAAUGUUUUUGAAUGAAAGACCACAACCAAAAGCUGGUAAAGGAGGAGCUCAUAUUUGUGAAAUUUGUGGAAGAAGUUUAUUAGAUCCUUUUCGUUUCUGUUCACUUGGCUGUAAGCUUGUAGGGGUGAAGAGAAAUGGGGAUGCAAGCUUUAACUUGGAGGCAAAGAAAGAGGCAAUGGGAAUAGAAAGAAGAGAAGGAAUUUCAUCAAGGAGAAGAAAAGGCAUUCCUCAUAGGGCACCAUUUGGGUCCUAAUUAUUAAUUAUUGCCUUCUAAAACCCAAUUCUUUGAAGGCUUUUUUUUCUUUUUUCUUUUUUCUUUUUUAAAUAAUUAAUCAUUCUACAUACCAUAAUUUGAGGUCUUUGUCCAUAAAAAUAUAGGGCACUCAUUGUGGGUAUGUCCCUGAAAAAUAAAAAUUCAAAAAAAAAAAAUCAAUAAUAAUUAUUUUUUUUAUAUAUAUAUAAAAAUAGAGUAUAUAGGGGGAAAAAAGGUCUUCUCUUUCUCUUUCUAAAGCUUUGGGUCCCAUACACAACAAAUUCUAUCUUGAGGAUGUUAAAGAAGCAAUAAUAGAGGAAUUGUUAUGUUGAUAAUUGCAAGAUGUAUAUUUGUUUAUUUGAGAAAUUAAAUUUCCCCAAAGAGAAAAAAAAAAAGAAUUAGAAGAAGAAGAAGAAGAAGAAGAGAUAUUAGAACAUGUCUUUGUGGAGUCCGUUUCAUAGUUUUCGGGGGCCCACUGACCACAUGGGUCGUUUAUAUAAAUAAAUACUUUAAUUGUAUUUUAUUAAUAUAUUUUUUUAUGGUUAAACAACCAUAUUAUUAUUAUUAUUAUUCAUCUUUGUUUAAUUAUGAUCAUGUCAUCAUCUCUUUGUUUUC